AAACGUUACUUAAAAUUAGCACAGGUUUCUGGCGCGUGGAAAAAUUUUUUGAUCGAUUUUUCCAAACAUUACAUACAGAAUGAAGUAUUUGUUGCUUUCAAAUGGCAGUGAAUUACCCAUUGUGGGACUAGGUACUUGGAAAACAGAGCCACAGGAGACCGAGGAAGCUGUUGAAGUUGCUUUACAAAAUGGAUAUAGACAUAUCGAUACUGCCUAUAAUUAUAAUACUGAGGAACCCGUUGGUAAAGUGAUCAAUAGGUGGAUCGAAUCAGGAAAGGUUAAGAGAGAAGAAUUAUUUAUCACAACUAAGCUACCAGUGUUCGGAAAUAGACCUAAAGAUGUGGAAAAAUACCUUAAAAUGUCACUAAGUCGACUAAAUCUUAAUUACGUGGAUUUGUACCUUAUACACAUGCCUUUUAGCUUUCAUAGUAACAAAGAAAUGUCGGCACCUUUAAUAAAUGAAGAUGGUACAUUUAGCGUGGAUAACAAUAGUGAUCUUAUAACUACAUGGAAGGAAAUGGAAAACCAAGUCAAAAAUGGUUUGACCAAAGGUAUAGGUCUCUCAAACUCAAACUUAGAGCAAGUAAAAAGAAUAUGCAGUGCAGCAGAGAUAAAACCAGUGGUAUUACAAGUUGAACUUCACGCAUAUUUACAACAGAAGGAAUUAAGAGAUGCUUGUAAAGCGAUGAACAUAGCAGUAACAUCUUUUGCAACUCUAGGAAGUCCUGGAACAGAUCAACACUUUUCUAAAAAAUAUAAUCAUGCAAUUGAUAAUUUUCCGGAUAUUUUGGGACUGCCACUAGUCAAAAACCUGGCUCAAAAGUACAACAAAGCACCUGGUCAGAUUUUACUGAAACAUUUUAUUCAACAAGAUAUCUCUGUAAUCCCAAAAAGUAAAAAUCCUGCAAGAAUCAAAUCAAACAUUGACCUUUUUGAUUUUGAGUUAUCACCAGAGGACCUUCAACAAUUAAAUGAGCUAGAUAGAGGAGAAGAGAGUAGAAUAUUUACUUUUAUUUUUUUCAAAGGAGUGGAAAACCAUCCAGAAUAUCCAUUCAAGUAAUAUUUAUUUUUUAUACACAUUGCUUGCAAUAAAAUAAAAUUACAUUUCCAUUAA
This is a messenger RNA of Diabrotica balteata, 1114 nucleotides long. The record is from the annotation of a GenBank genome assembly. Lineage: Eukaryota; Metazoa; Arthropoda; Insecta; Coleoptera; Chrysomelidae.